AUGAAGCCAAUGCUGUGCGGGUACUUGCUUGUAUCCAUUUUCCCAUUCUGCUCAGCGGAGAUUUACCGGGCAAAGGCCGAGAGAAUCAUGACCGAGACUCCUCUAAUAGACGGACACAACGACCUCCCCUGGCAGCUGCUGAAAAAGUUUAACAACAGGCUAAGCGUGGCACCGGCAAACCUCACCCUGCUGAACGACACCCACACCAACAUCCCCAAGCUGCAGAGCGGGCACGUGGGGGGGCAGUUCUGGGCGGCUUACGUGCCCUGCGAUACCCAGAACAAAGACGCAGUGAAGCGAACGCUGGAGCAGAUCGACGUCAUUCACCGCAUGUGCGAGAAGUACCCCGAGGCCUUUGCAUGUGUCACCAGCAGCACAGGCAUAGAAGACGCCUUCCAAGCAAAGAAGGUUGCCAGCUUGAUUGGCGUGGAGGGCGGCCACUCCCUGGACAGCAGCCUGGGCGCCCUGCGGAUGUUCUACCGGCUGGGGGUGCGCUACAUGACCCUCACCCACAGCUGCAACACCCCCUGGGUGGACAACUGGCUGGUGGACACGGACCAGGAGCAGCCCGUCCACAACGGCCUGUCGCAAUUCGGGAAGCGCGUGGUCUGGGAAAUGAACCGCCUGGGCAUGCUGGUCGACCUGGCCCACGUGUCUGUGCAGACGAUGGAGGACGCCCUGGAGGUUUCCAAAGCUCCUGUUAUAUUCAGCCACUCGUCAGCCUACGAGCUCUGCAGAAACAGGCGCAACGUGCCCGACGACAUCCUCCGCAGGGUGAACCAGAAGGGCGGACUGGUGAUGGUGAACUUCUACAACAUGUACGUGUCCUGCAACAAGGCGGCUGCCAACCUGUCCCAGGUCGCAGAUCACCUGGAUCACAUCAAGAAGGUGGCUGGCUCCGCGGCGGUUGGCUUUGGUGGGGACUACGAUGGCGUGUCCACGGAGACGCUGGCGAGGCCUCCAGGGGCUGCGGGCUGCUUUGCUGCCCAGAAACGGGUGAGGGACAGCCUGUCCCAGGAGCCACCUGACGAUGAGCCGAUUGCGUACGAGGAACUGGAAGGGCAGUGCAGAACCAGCUAUGGGUACCCCUCCCGUGCCAGCGCCAGCCCCCCCAGCAUGCUGCCAGCUGCUCUCAUCGUCCCCCUCCUUUACUCCCUCCUCCUGUAG
This is a messenger RNA of Terrapene triunguis (Three-toed box turtle), 1167 nucleotides long. Its product is annotated as dipeptidase 1. Gene Ontology annotation, molecular function: metallodipeptidase activity. The transcript is spliced from 10 exons. Lineage: Eukaryota; Metazoa; Chordata; Testudines; Emydidae. Bases 1 to 1167 code for a protein of 388 amino acids. The record is from RefSeq and is a predicted model, not a curated record. Gene Ontology annotation, biological process: proteolysis.